AUGACCUCCCCAAGGCAGUCAAGCUGCAACCUCCGACCCGGUACAUUCGUCGACAGCAAGGCGGGAAAGCCUGCCGAUCAUAACUUAGCUCUUACUGUACUUGCACGUCUCCAUCCCGCCCUCUUCCUAGCGUCUUGCCUACAAGCCACCAAGCGAAUCGAUCGGCCAAGCGAAAAAUCCAGGGGUACGCAGAAGGGAAGUUCCUUGACGUGGUAA
Molecule: messenger RNA, 216 nt
Organism: Pyrenophora tritici-repentis Pt-1C-BFP
Lineage: Eukaryota; Fungi; Ascomycota; Dothideomycetes; Pleosporales; Pleosporaceae
Source: RefSeq, a predicted model, not a curated record